AUGAGGACCGAGAAGUCAUUUAGUGAUGAAUCUAGCCAAGACACCUCUCGGUCUACUACUCGUGUAUCUAGCCAUGUCCCUUCAGCAACGAGUCCUCAAAAUAAAGAAGACAAUUCUCCAACUAGCCAAGACAAUCGGGUGACUCAAGCCCAGCAUGAUGUCAAGUUUGAUGAGCUGAGAAAGGAUAUUAAAGAGCUGACAAGGGAUGUGAAUGAGCUUAAAACUGAAAUGAAGAAGAAAGAUGUUGCUGCUGAUUUAGUGGAGAAGGAUUUGGAGAUGAACAAAGAUGCUCAUGAUGUUGUUGAUGAUAUGAACAAAGAUGCUCAUGAUGUUGUUGAUGAUGGGCUGAAUGAGAACAAAGAUUCUGUUAGGUUGGAGAUGAACAAAGAAGCCGAUGAUGAUGUUAAUGAUGGGCUGAAUGAGAAAGUUGAUGUUGUUGCUGCUGAUGGGUUGAAUGAUGAUGUUGGGUUGGAGAUGAAAAAAGAAGCUGAUAAUGUUGAUGAUGGACUGAAUGAGAAAGAAGAUGCUGUUGCUGCUGAUGGGUUGAAUGAUGAUGUUGGGUUGGAGAUGAUCAAAGAAGCUGAUGAUAAUGAAAAAGAUAUUGCUUCUGAGGCUGAAAACAAAGAUGCUGAUGGUGUUCAUGGGUUGAAUGAGAAAAAAGAUAUUGCUUCUGAGGCUGAAAACAAAGAUGUUGUUGCUGAGUUGGGAAAAAAUGAGGCUGAGUUGAAGAUGGACGACAAUGAAGAUUUGGCCACGAAGAAGAAGAAGGAGUUUGCGACGAAAAAGAAGGAGUUGGGCACGAAGAGGAAGGUCGAGUUGACCAAGAAGAGGUUGCAGGAGUUGGCCAAGAAAAGGAAGGCGGAGUCGAAGAAGAAGAAGGAUGAUGAUGUAUUAGAAUUGACUCCAACAAAAUUUGAGGGACAGAAUUUUCGGAGAAAGAAGAAGUCCACACCAAUUGGGGAACUACACAGACCCUAA
Molecule: messenger RNA, 978 nt
Organism: Impatiens glandulifera
Lineage: Eukaryota; Viridiplantae; Streptophyta; Magnoliopsida; Ericales; Balsaminaceae
Product: coiled-coil domain-containing protein 1-like
Exons: 4
Coding region: 1-978 (325 amino acids)
Source: RefSeq, a predicted model, not a curated record